AUGGCAUCAUCAUGCCAAGACAAAGACAUUCACUCGCGCCGGGUGUCACAUGCAAUGGGGGCUAGCCGGAAGUCUUCCUCGCCCGGUGUUGCCCGAGCAUCACAGUCCCCUGAGGAAGAAGUUGAUACGGUCUUGCGCUCGUUGCCCUCUUGCGACCGCUGUCGUACUUCAAAGAAACGAUGCGAUACUCAGCUGCCUGCCUGCUCGAACUGUGCUCGUUUCAAUGUCGAUUGCAUUUUUUACGAUCACGUUGCGAAAGAGAAAGUCUCCAGAAGCUACAUCCUCGAACUCGUUCAACGUCUUCAUCAGCUGAAGAAUGGUGACGUGGAUUGGCGUUCAGAAUCGUCGCUGAACACACCCCACCCGGCAUAUCAUUUCACCAAUGUGAGAAACGCCUAUCGCCUCAUCGGUCUACAUGCGCCACUCUUCACCAAAACCUCCAGUCACCAUCCAUCAGAGUCAAAACAAUUUCAAGGCCAGGACCGGUCAUAUCCACCUCUAGAGCCUCCAAAUGGGCUUGCGAUCAGCUCUGAGUUGCAUUACUUCCUCGUUGAAAACUACAUGGAAAAAUGCAACACAGUCUAUCCUAUCCUCGAAGCUGGCCGAACUGUCCUGCAGCAGGAUCCUUCUCAGUCGAACUCAAUAAGCCCAUGGACAUACUUCGUAUUGAACAUGAGCUGCUACCGAGCCGCCCAGACCUGCUUCGAGAGUGUUAUGUCCGAAUUGGAUGUGGAAGCGCUACAGGCGGUGCUACUCUUGGCUCUGUACAGUCUCUUCGACCCACAGCAGGGCAACAUCGGCCAGCAGAUCGCCUUCGCUCAUCGACUAGAGAUCGAGCUAGCAGAGCGUGAGGCUGACAGCCUUGAUGGGCUUGACUCGAGUCUUGGGAGGCUCCGAAAAGUUAUUUUCUAUCUGGGCACUCAGGUCUCUAGUGUCUUGGAGAGAUCUGUUGGCUUUCACUCAAUGAUUUCGCUAAUCAGCCACGAUAAGGAAAAACGCACCGUCCUCAAUAUCGCAGACCAGAGCGACGACCACGUCUACUCUUUGUUUGCCUUGCAGGCUUCAGCUCGAAACGAAACAAACGAUGAUCCGACUUCUAAGUUUGAGCUUUUGAGGUUGCCCCGGUCACCACUGGCUCAGGUUGCGACAGAUGAGACACUAUUUCUGAUCAAAGGCGACGCGGCGUCCGCAACAAGACUGAUCAACGCAUAUACGUCAGAUGAGACUGUCUAUACCAUCUUGACUUCACAUUUGGCUUUCAAGGCAGCCACAAUUCUGUUGUCGAGCUCGGAACCUCUGGAACGACAGCGUGGCUACGCUAAGGGACCCCAAAUCCUGGAUCGAUGUACAUUGAAAUGGCCCAAUGCCCAGGCUCUGUACGAUGUUGUUCAGAAGUCUUCGCUGACUGAGAAGUGA
This is a messenger RNA of Zasmidium cellare ATCC 36951, 1416 nucleotides long. RefSeq lists its product as uncharacterized. The transcript is spliced from 4 exons. Bases 1 to 1416 code for a protein of 471 amino acids. The record is from RefSeq and is a predicted model, not a curated record. NCBI's taxonomy places the organism in Eukaryota, Fungi, Ascomycota, Dothideomycetes, Mycosphaerellales, Mycosphaerellaceae. Gene Ontology annotation, biological process: positive regulation of transcription by RNA polymerase II. Gene Ontology annotation, molecular function: sequence-specific DNA binding; zinc ion binding; DNA-binding transcription factor activity, RNA polymerase II-specific.